AUGUCACAUAUCGAUGCAGACGACGAUGAGGCUCUUUUUGAGGAUUUGUAUGGAGAUGAUGAACAAACAAAUACCAAGGAUCAAGUAGAAGGCACCUCAAGUGGAGUCGCAGACGAAAGAAGCAAGACAUCUGAAGAUGCAGAAAACAAAGAACAAGCACAAGAACAAGAACAAGAACCAGAACAAAAUCCAGAAAAAAGUGUUGGUGAAUCUACUCCGCAAGAAGCUGCUACGGAGCAUAAAGGUCUGACAAUUCCAUUACCUCCACCCACCACAUCAUCACAGGAUCAAACUCUGACACUGUCGGUUCUUCCACCUCCACCUCCACCACCACUUCAGGAUCCAUCUCAAGAUCCUUCUCAGGAUCCUUCUCAAUCGCAAAUACAACCUUUACCUGCAGGUGGAAUUGCACCACAGGCACCACCACAAUUUGCAUUUGAUCCAGCUCAAUUUGCUCAAUUUACUGGUAUGACUCAAAAUACGAAUCAAUUCCAAGGAGGUGCAAGUGCCGGUGGUCCUGCAAACAUGGUAUCUUCACCAGCUGUGUCAAUCACUCAACAGCAACAACAACAGCAACAGCAGCAGCAACAUGAAGUGAGUCGCGAUAGCGGAAAGAUGUUUAUUGGUGGAUUAAACUGGGAUACCACCGAGGAGGGCCUUGCCGAGCAUUUUAGAAAAUAUGGAGAAGUAGUUGACUACACGAUUAUGAAGGAUAAUGCUACAGGAAGGUCCAGAGGUUUUGGAUUCUUGACUUUCAAAGACCCGGCUUCGGUUGAUGCUGUAAUCAAGGAGGAACACAUUUUGGACGGCAAAUUGAUUGAUCCCAAGAGAGCAAUUGCUAGAGAGGACCAGGACAGAGUUGGUAAAAUCUUUGUAGGCGGUAUUGAUCCCAUGGUUACUGAACGGGAAUUUAAUGAAUUUUUUUCCAAAUUUGGAAGCAUCAUUGACUGUCAGUUAAUGAUUGACAAGGAUACAGGAAGAUCUCGAGGGUUUGGAUUUAUUACUUAUGACUCUCCUGAUGCUGUAGAUAAAGUAUGUGUUAACAAAUACUUGACUUUGAAAGGUAAGGCAAUGGAGGUUAAGCGUGCUGCACCAAGGGGUCAGCAUAACCAACAGGUUGCUAUGCAGCAACAGCAGCAGCAACAUCAGCAACAGCAGCAGCAUGGUCAACAGAAUCAACAUGGUCAACAUGGUCAACAGCAGUCACAACAACAAGCUGGCUUUUUUAACCCAUAUGGUGCACAACAGUUUGGACAGGCUUAUCCCCAAAUGCAAAUGAAUCCUGCUAUGAACCAGGAGUAUAUGCGUUACUAUCAGUGGUUCAUGUAUCAACAAGCACAGGCACAGGCACAGGCACAGCAAGGUGCCAGUGGUGCAGGUACUGAUGCUCAACCUGCUCAACAGCCUAUGAACCCGCAACAACAAAACGAGGAAACUGAAACGGGCGAUAACACGUCAAAUAAGGGGACUCCUUCUAGUUCUGAAAACCAUUCUCCAAAUCCAGACUCCGCAUCAAUGUCCAGUAGGCCCAACAUUCCAAGAGGACCAAAGAGACAACCACCAAGCGGUCCGAGAGGCGGCCGUGGUGGGUUUAGAAGAGGCGGAAGGGGUUUCCAUCCAUAUAGCAGAGGUGGCAGACGCUACUGA
Messenger RNA from Lodderomyces elongisporus, 1647 nucleotides. RefSeq lists its product as uncharacterized. Gene Ontology annotation, molecular function: mRNA binding. The transcript has a single exon. NCBI's taxonomy places the organism in Eukaryota, Fungi, Ascomycota, Pichiomycetes, Serinales, Debaryomycetaceae. The record is from RefSeq and is a predicted model, not a curated record. The coding region runs from base 1 to 1647 and encodes 548 amino acids. Gene Ontology annotation, biological process: regulation of translation.